UGCAACAUCUGUAACCUACAUACCAAUUAAAAAGAAAGAGGAGAAAAACAAAGAGCGACAUAAAACCUUCAAAAAAAAUCAUCAAGCGGGUUUGAAAUUGAAUUGAAAGUUGAAAGUGAGUAAUGGAACCAGAAGACUGGGAUUUGAGCGGUGAAGACCUUGAUUCUCUUGAAAGAGACGCUUUCCAGAAAAUCGCUCAACUCCGCUCCCACCCUUCAAACCCUCCUCCUCCUCCCCCCCCUUCACGUCCUCAAAGAGUUGAUGCUUUGCCUCAAGGACCUGCUAGACCACUUCCAAACAACACUAACAACGCGGUUGAGCAUUCUAAAGAAUUGACUAAAGCUUCGGUCAAAUUUUUUCUCCAUUCCACUGGAAAUAUUGCUGCAAAAUUUCAAUAUGAUCAGGUAAUAGUUGCCGCUUUUAGAAGAAUCCCUAAAUCAUUUUGGAAUGCCAAAGAACGCUUAUGGUUGUUCCCUCUCUCUUCUUUGUCAGAAGCCGAAAAGGUUCUUAAAGACGUAUCCGGUUAUAAUGUUCAGGUGGAGAACUUGGAUCCCUUAGUGCAACGUGCUAUUACUGCUGCCACUUCUGUUCCUGAUCUUCGAGAUCGAUAUGAUAAGAUCCCUAGCGAUGUUGAAUCAAAACUUUUGCCAUUUCAGCGAGACGGUAUAAGGUUUAUAUUGCAGCAUGGAGGUCGUGCUUUUUUAGCAGAUGAAAUGGGACUGGGGAAAACGUUGCAGGCCAUUGGUGUAGCUGCAUGCGUUCAGGAUUCGUGGCCUGUUCUCAUACUUGCACCAUCUGCAUUACGUUUGCAAUGGGCUUCUAUGAUUCAACAAUGGCUGAAUAUUCCUUCAUCAGAUAUACUUGUUGUCUUAUCUCAAAUUGGUGGAUCAAAUAGAGGAGGUUUCAAUAUAGUAUCUUCAAGUGUGAAAAGCAAAAUUCAUCUGGAUGGACUAUUCAACAUUAUCUCAUAUGAUCUGGUGCCAAAGAUGCAAAGUACACUCAUGGAGUCUGACUUUAAGGUUGUAAUUGCUGAUGAGUCACACUUUCUGAAAAAUGCCCAGGCAAAGAGAACAACUGCUUCUCUUCCGGUUAUAAAGAAAGCACAAUAUGCAAUAUUGCUUAGUGGAACUCCUGCUUUAUCACGACCAAUUGAACUAUUCAAACAACUGGAAGCUUUGUAUCCUGAUGUGUAUAAGAAUGUUCAUGAAUAUGGUAACCGGUAUUGCAAGGGUGGAAUGUUUGGAGUUUAUCAAGGGGCAAGUAAUCAUGAGGAAUUGCACAAUUUGAUGAAGGCAACAACGAUGAUUCGGAGGCUUAAAAAGGAUGUUCUUUCUGAACUUCCUGUAAAGCGUAGGCAACAAGUCUUCUUAGACUUGGCCGACAAGGACAUGAAGCAAAUUAAUGCUCUAUUUCGUGAGUUGGAGAGGGUAAAGGCCAAAAUUAAGGCAGCUAAGUCACAAGAGGAGGCUGAAUCACUCAAGUUUUCUAAACAGAAUAUGAUUAACAAGCUUUAUACCGAUUCUGCGGAAGCCAAGAUUCCAGCUGUUCUUGAUUAUCUUGGAACUGUAAUUGAGGCAGGCUGCAAGUUUCUCAUAUUUGCACACCAUCUACCAAUGAUUGAUGCGAUACACGAGUUUCUUCUUAAAAAAAAGGUUGCUUGCAUCCGGAUUGAUGGAGGUACACCUUCUGGAUCAAGGCAACAAUUGGUUACAGAGUUUCAGGAAAAAGAUACUAUCAAGGCAGCAGUGCUAUCUAUCAAAGCUGGAGGUGUCGGGUUAACACUGACUGCUGCCAGCACAGUCAUCUUUGCAGAAUUGUCUUGGACUCCUGGUGAUCUAAUUCAGGCCGAAGACCGAGUACAUAGAAUUGGCCAGGAGUCCUCGGUAAAUAUAUACUACUUGCUUGCCAAUGACACAGUUGAUGAUAUCAUAUGGGACACAGUGCAAAGCAAACUGGAAAAUUUGGGGCAGAUGCUUGAUGGCCAUGAGAACACCUUAAAGGUCUCAGAUGAUCAGCCACCAUUGAGUAGCCCUGCAAAGCAAAAAACUCUUGACCAUUUUGUCAGAAGAUGUGACAACAGCACAGGUGGAUUGGAACAUCAGUCAACCCCCAAACGUCCCCGGUACUGACUCAAAACUAUAGUGAAAUGCAGGUUCUCAUAGUGGAAUAUGAUCAUUGUUGACUCUAUGUUACUCACCCCCGGAUAAAGGCAUCUAUAGUAGCUAACAGCUAUUUGACUAUAGUUCAUACUUCAUAUGAAGUAGGUGGUCAGCACAGCUGGCGACUCUAAACUAUGCUGCUGGUGCUGGAAAAGCUGAUCGUUUUAUCAGAUGGUUAUGAAGUCUCCCAAUAGAUUUUUGGUGCACCCCUUAACUACUUCCCCCCUCCUAGUUGUGUGGGACUUGUACAGAGUACCUUAUCAUAUGAAUUUAGCUUGUAAAUUACUCUACUCAAUACAAAGUUUUGUGUUGCUGCCAUGUAAGCUAUCUAACUGUACUUCUUUUGACGGUGAGUUGCUUAUACAAGAGUGUUUAGAUUCCCCAUUUUUUCAA
Messenger RNA from Medicago truncatula (barrel medic), 2552 nucleotides. Its product is annotated as SWI/SNF-related matrix-associated actin-dependent regulator of chromatin subfamily A-like protein 1. Gene Ontology annotation, cellular component: nuclear replication fork. The transcript is spliced from 23 exons. Gene Ontology annotation, molecular function: DNA endonuclease activity; ATP binding. The record is from RefSeq and is a predicted model, not a curated record. The coding region runs from base 123 to 2129 and encodes 668 amino acids. NCBI's taxonomy places the organism in Eukaryota, Viridiplantae, Streptophyta, Magnoliopsida, Fabales, Fabaceae. Gene Ontology annotation, biological process: replication fork processing; DNA repair.